GUUUUCCGGAAACCGGAUAAUGUGAACAUCCGCUCCAUUCCACAUCCGCAUCCUCCUCCGACAUAUUCGCAGCCAUAACGACCUUUUCCAAUUGACGAACGUAUCAUCACACCCACCAUGGCUGCCUCUUCGUUACGGCAGUCCCAAGCACUGCUAUUCAUGCAGCAUUGUCGCCAUCGCCACCCAUCUCGCCUGCUCCUCACAACCCGUCAAUCCUCCACCUCUUCACCCUACGCACCAUCAAACUUCAACCACACACCUGCGAACACACAGUCGUCAUCGCCUGCGGCAGAGGCACAGUCGGCCUCGCUCACACACUCCCUUCCGUCCAGUCGCCCGACCUACGCGCACCCACAAGCUCGGAAAUUCGCGGCCACCGAACUCGCUGGCACUAAGCUCACGGCUUGGACAUGGCUCAAGUCCCUCUUCGGCUGGCGACCGACGCCAACAUACAAACCAGCACCAUUCCGCGCGAACAACAACCCCUACCGGGCGCGCAAGCAGUGGCCGCCGGACUUCAACACGCUCGACCCGAAGCAGCAGUUCCACUUUGAGAAGACGUACCGCCGCAGAGCAGCCCUCAAGUGGGCGAGACCGGCUUGGAAUAAGAGUAUCAAGAUCUUACAACAUACGCUUAUCACGUUUACCCUCAUAUAUUUCAUCUUUAUUUGCGAGCCAUCACACGGGCAAGGGACGCCCUUCGAUGGGUUCCGUGCAUGGUUCUUCGACAAGCUCGGCAUGCUAGGCCAAUUGCCCGAAUCUACGAGACAGGAAGCGGGCAAAUUGAGUGAAGAUGCUAAGAAGAAACUUGCGGCUACUGUUGAUACAUCGAAUUCACCUACCAGCUCCUAACGCUACAUAACUUAACAUGAAUAUCAAG
Messenger RNA from Exophiala viscosa, 880 nucleotides. RefSeq lists its product as uncharacterized. The coding region runs from base 118 to 852 and encodes 244 amino acids. The transcript has a single exon. Lineage: Eukaryota; Fungi; Ascomycota; Eurotiomycetes; Chaetothyriales; Herpotrichiellaceae. The record is from RefSeq and is a predicted model, not a curated record.